UACAUAAAAGUUUCCUUAAACCCCUGGACAUCACUGGGCUGAGUCCCAAUUCUAGGGGCAUCUCCCUGUGAGUUGGGCUGAGAAAGACAAAGCCUCCUCCUGUGCCUCGAUGUCUCUCUGCUGCUGCACUGUCACCUCUGAGGGUGAUGUCUCCACCGACCGUGUCCUACUGGCACUGCUGCCCAAAAAGCUCUGCAUCUCAACCAGUGCCACACAUUCUCCCUGGUGUCUGCACCUAACUGCCGCCAGGAAGUGAAAGCAUGGAAAUUAAAAAGCAAAUUACAGGAAUGAGAAGAUUACUGAAUGACAGCACUGGGAGGAUCUAUCAGCGUGUUGGCAAGGAAGGAGAGAAGUUAAAAGAAGAACCCCAGGAUUUGGACUCCGUCUGGCCUCAGCCUUUGAACUCCUCUGCUGAGGCCCCACAGAGCCUCCCCCCUUCUUCUCGGGGUGCUUGGAGUGAGUUCCCCGCCCAGAGCCAGUUCUCAGGGCAGCCUGGCCCUCGCUCGAGAACCCUCCAGAGUCAGCCCCACACUGCGGGGAGUUCCAAUGGAGAACUUCCAGUGGUAAAUUCAUCAUUUGGAUCAAACUGCUGCACUUGUAACUGCCAGUCAACAUUGCAGGCCAUUCUCCAAGAACUCAAGACCAUGCGGAAAUUAAUGCAAGUUCAAGCAGUUGGAACCCCAAACAGACAACAACCCCCAAUUUCCCUUAUAUGCUCCCAGCGAACUGCUGUCUCACGCAAGAGAAAUAAAAAGAAAAAAGUGCCCCCAAAGACUGUUGAACCUCUUACUGUGAAGCAGAAGCCCAGUGCGUUAGAGACCGAGAAGAAGACAGGUGUGGCCUCAGAGCAGUCGGCCCUCCAGGCAGCUGAGCGCACUUCCUUGGGGGAGAACCACGUCCUAGGAUUUGGCAUUGUUCUGGAAUCACCUUCCUCCGAUCCAGAAGUGCAACUUGCUGAAGGCUUUGAUGUGUUUAUGCCUAAAUCUCAGCUGGACUCUAUAUUGUCAAACUACACUCGCUCAGGAAGCCUUCUGUUUAGAAAACUGGUGUGUGCGUUUUUUGAUGACAAGACUUUGGCUAACUCCUUACCCAAUGGGAAGAGGAAAAGAGGACUCAAUGACAACCGGAAAGGACUAGACCAAAAUAUUGUGGGUGCAAUAAAAGUCUUCACAGAAAAGUACUGUACUGCUAAUCAUGUGGAUAAGCUGCCUGGCCCGAGAGACUGGGUGCAGAUUCUACAGGAUCAGAUUAAACUGGCCAGAAGAAGGUUAAAAAGAGGCUCAGCAGAGGUAGCUGACGGUGAUGAAAGACUGGACAGCAUCUCUCUACCACCAACAGGUAAUAUAUUUGACACCAGGAGAGAAAACAAGGAAGACUCAGAGCCAGAUUUCACCUAGACUUUCAUUUAGUGACAGUGCUCAUUAGCAUAUGCACCUCUUCCCUUUGAAUUUCCUCAAAGAUCCACAUUAGCAUUUCAGUGUACUGCAGAGUGUGCGUGUUCUGUGAAGUUUACCUGUCCUGUUUGAAUAGUUUUGAUGUACUAUCUUUGUCAACUGUGAUAAGCAAGCCUCCAAUUUGGUAUAAGAUUUUUAAAAAUCAUUCCUAGAGUUGAUUUAUCACCCUUGAAGUCCAAGAUCUGAUCCAGUUAGUUCAUUGUCCAUUAAAAAUAAGCAGCUUUCUCGUCCCUGUUUUUGUCCAUAACCUCAAUGUGAAUGUUUGGAGUUUUGAAGCAUAGUUAUUUUAACACAAAUUGCUUAGAUGCUAUAUAAAGGAGAAUGGCACUUUCUAGUACUGAAAAGAGAGCAAUUGUUAAAAUUAGUUAGACCUUCAUCAGCUUAAAAGAUGAAAAAGAUGUUUUGGGAGACAGGAUAGCCCUUCUGUUAGAUGAAAUCAUUUGUGACAUCAGUUCCCCCAAAAUAACCAUUUGUGCAAGGGGCUUGGCCCUCGCAGCCCCGGCUGCCUCAGCCCUCACAGUCCGGCUUCAUCCGGAAGGUCAUCCAGAUGGUUGUUCUGCUGUUGGGUCUAAUUAGCAUAUUAGCUCUUUAUUAUAUAGGAUAAGGGUAAGUGAUAUAUGAAUUUCUUUGAAAGAAAAACCUUUUAGGAGGUGGUAUUGACACAGUGACAAAGUAACUCAUUGAAAGGUGAGAAACUCAGUAAGCAGUUACCUACUUGAUACCUGCCAGCUGUUUUGACAGAUGGUUUUAGCCGAGUGAGUGGGUCAGUGUUUUGGCAACCCGCCACACACAUAUUCCAUUAAUGUUACGUAUUUUAUUUGGUUCCUAGUACACUUACACUCCACUUUAUAUAAAGCCAACAAAUGAAAUCUGGAUUCAUUUUAGAGAUAUCAUGCCACGUGCAUAUUUGUUUUACAGAAAUAUUUUCAUCUGGAUUCCUUUCAUAAGAUGGUGAAUUUAAAAUACCAUUUUAUUUAGAAACACUGCAUUUACACCUCAUUUAUUUUAUAAAGCAAAUUACCUUGAAACUUUGACACUUGACCCAAAGGCCAAAACUUGGCUUGAAAGAAAUGUGGACUAGAAACACCAAACCCCAGGAUGGGGGCGAGGGGGAAUUACUGUGCUACUGUUUAAUGCAUUUCCCUAGCACUUAUUUUAUUGAGUCAGAGAGUGUUAAAGCUCAGAGUUAUUGUAGAUGUCCUUAUUAGUAGGACUAAGGGAGGCAGCUGGGGAGUGAGAGUCAUGGUUGCCCAGGGCCAGGUAACCCAUCAGUGGCAUGGCCAGGACUGGCAUCUAACUGCCUUACUCCCCUGUCCAAGGUACUUGUGCCGCAUCACACUGAACAGCUAAGCCUGAGUGAGGAGGGAGCUCUGGGAUGAAUUUUUGUUUUCCACUGAAGACCAGCUCUUAACCAACAGUGGCAGGAAGCUGGUGUUAGGUGUGGCUUGUGGCAUCCAUCCAACUGCUAGACAGCUCAUCUCAUACAUGUGUGUCUUUUGUUCAUUGUCUUUUUGGAGGUUCAGAGUGGUUGUUUCCAUCACACCCUUAGUUAGCCUUUUACAUGCGAGGCGAGCUGGUAAUCACUCCCCUGAAACCAGCCUCUCUGAUCACCACGUCUGGUGAGAUACUGUGAACAGGGCUUUUGUUUUUCUGCAACAUAUGUUUUCAAACUGGUCUGCUGCCUCUCAGAAGAAAGUAUUUCUCAAGGGAAUUGAAAAGAUUAAUUAGUGCCCUUUCAGCUCUAUUACAACAUGAUGACUGUGUUGCUAACAGAGGUAGAAACGUUCACCUUCCCACUGUGGCAUCUGUUAAGUAUACACCACGCGCGUUCUGAGCACGUCCUUCCAAGACCGGGCGACAGCAUGGAGUGUUCACCCCUGGAGGAGGGUGGGGACUGUUCAACUCACGAGUAUGUGCAAUGGAUCCCCAAAUUGGAAAUACAUAUCAUAUAACUGCAAGAGUGAAAUCAUAUUUUGUAAAUUAAAAUUGUAUUUGUGUUUACUUACUGUGACUACUGUUCAGACUUUAUUCAGAAAUCCUUUCUAUAGGCUUUCUUAGCAAAAGAAAAUUAUUCCAUAUCUAUGAAUAAUGUCUCAAUCUUCUGUAUAUAUGUUUUAUUAAUAUGUAAAUAUUUAGAUUUUUUUAAAUUACUAUGUUCUUUAAAAAAGUUCAACACAAGGCUAGUGGUGAGAAUGGUGUAUGACACUGUGUUGUGAUAUCAAUCCCCAAGACGCUCUUUAUGCCCAUUCUGGAAGAAUACAAUAAAUUACUUUAAUUGAAAGUG
Myotis myotis is the source of this 3738-nucleotide messenger RNA. RefSeq names its product BEN domain containing 7 (gene BEND7). NCBI's taxonomy places the organism in Eukaryota, Metazoa, Chordata, Mammalia, Chiroptera, Vespertilionidae. The record is from RefSeq and is a predicted model, not a curated record. The transcript is spliced from 8 exons. Gene Ontology annotation, molecular function: DNA binding. Bases 261 to 1397 code for a protein of 378 amino acids.